UUUUAGCAAAUAUUUGCUGCUACGAAGUUACGAACUCUUUCAUGAAAUAUUUUGAAAUAUUUUCUGUUUUAAUGGAUAGCGAAUAGUAUUGUGAGGCGUUUUGCUAAAGCUGGAAAUAAUAGUUUAUCUGGAAGGUGCUCAAAAUGGCUAGCCAAAAACACGGAAAAAUUGUUCGUGGGUUUUCAAUGGUUGACCCAGAGUUAGUUUCAAAGCUUCACACAGACAUAAAGACAAAAGGCAAAGACGACGAGGAAAUGGACAAUAGUUAUGGUUAUAAUUUUCGAGAGAUUGCACACUUCAAUUUCACCUUACCAGAUUUUUCACAAUUCGAUCAGGAGCUCGUUGAUUUUAUAAUGAAGGAUUUGAUUGAGAAUUCUACAUUAAAAGCUCUUGAGGAGUCAGGUCAUCUUAAUUGGUGGGUGAAGGGAUCCAGCUUGCAACGUUUGUAUCCAUUGCUGACGUUAGGUGAUGGUAACUGUUUACUACACGCUGCAUCACUUGGAAUUUGGGGCAUUCACGAUCGAUUGUUAAACCUACGUCAGGCAGUCUACCAUACACUAUCUUCCAACUUAGCGGAGACGACAUUGAAGCGACGUUGGCUUUUCUACACAUGGGUGAAAAACCUGCAAGAGGGACUGGUGUUUAGUGCAGAAGAGUGGGAGAAUGAGUGGAAAUCUGUACUUAAUAUGGCUGAUGUUAAACCUAGAUCACCACAACAACUAUCUACUGUCCCUGAGGGAAAUACCAUUGAGAAUGAGGAAAGUAUGACUAAGGAGGAUAGUACAGAAAAUAUCGGUAACAGCUGGCAACCGUCUUAUGAAAGUCUGGAGGAAAUCCAUAUUUGUUCCCUAGCACAUGCUCUUCGUCGACCAGUCAUUGUUGUCUCUGAUAACUGGGUUUAUGACUUUCAUGGCAAUGCUAUGUCACCGAUUCCAUUCGCUGGUGUUUAUCUUCCAGUUGAGUAUGAACCUGCAGAAUGUUGCCGUAUCCCUCUAGUGCUUGCGUAUUCAUCAUCUCACUUUUCACCUGUUGUGUCAACUGAGCUGUUGCCUCAGAUUACAGAAGAUAACGCCACUAGUUUGAUCACCUCUGAUGAUGACAAACCUGAGACUUCUUCAGGUUCCGAUCCUGAUUGUCCCACAACUCAUUCAGCAUCAAAAACCUCAGAUGUUGCAACAACAACACCUUCAACAAUUAUCCAAGCAAUGUCAUCAUUUAUUAAAGUGACAAAAUCCACAUUAUUUGAAGCAGCCAAGUCAUUAAGUCCAUCAAGUAUGCUUACAACUAUUCCUACAUCACCUACAAACAAAACAAUAUUUGCGGCAAUUCCUCUUGUUGACAAAGAUUUGAAAACUUUACCGUUACCAUUUGCUGCAAUCCCAGAUACAAAUUGGGAUUGGUUGAAUCAAGAAAAUUGUGAGGACAUUGUAAAGGAAAAAACUUUAUCAGAAGAUAAGCGAAUGUCUUUGCUUAAAAAGUAUCUUGAUGUUGCUGAAAUUGAUAUUACUGACAAUGGGGGUCAGCGUCAGGAAGUAUCUGGUGAAGCUGAUGGUGAAACAGGAAAGAAUCAAGCAGAUGUAAAAGAACAAUCUGAUCAAGUUGAAUUAAACCAAACCUAUAAAAUUCCAGUUGCUGUUCUGCCUUGUGAUAACCAACCAAGUUUUUAUAAAGAAGUGAUUAAAGGGUAUUUAGAAAAAGCCAAACAGAGAUUUGAUUUUGAUAAAGAAACAAAAGUAAUCAAACCAGAACCGACUGAAAGCUUGAAAUGUGCAAAUGAUGGAUGUGAUUUAUAUGGCACUGUUGCAAAUAAUUAUCUUUGUACAAAGUGCUUUCAACUUCAAACGAAAUCAAUUCAUUCAAUUGUAAAGUAUCAAGAACAUCAUCAGCCUCCUCCAUACAAUCCACCCUCGUAUUCAGAUGCAGUCGGUAAUGAUCAAGUAUUUUAUUCUCCAAGUUUUACAGGCCAAUCGUCAGACAGUUCAUCAACAAAAGAGAUGACAACUUUGAAAGAAAUGUCCACGCAAUGUCGAGCUGACGGCUGUACAUUCUAUGGCACUUCCGAUAAAAAUGGAUUUUGUUCAAAGUGUUAUGAAAAAAACAAAAAGUAACAGUGAGGAGAUAGUUAAAUGCAGAAGUUUUUAAACAGAACAAAUAGUGCUUUAUUGCAAAUUCAAGUAGAAAGAU
This is a messenger RNA of Dendronephthya gigantea, 2184 nucleotides long. RefSeq lists its product as uncharacterized. The transcript is spliced from 3 exons. Gene Ontology annotation, molecular function: zinc ion binding; DNA binding; K63-linked polyubiquitin modification-dependent protein binding. Gene Ontology annotation, cellular component: nucleus; cytoplasm. Gene Ontology annotation, biological process: protein K48-linked deubiquitination; protein K63-linked deubiquitination; protein K11-linked deubiquitination. Lineage: Eukaryota; Metazoa; Cnidaria; Anthozoa; Malacalcyonacea; Nephtheidae. The record is from RefSeq and is a predicted model, not a curated record. Bases 144 to 2108 code for a protein of 654 amino acids.